CAAUCAUAAAACGCGGCGCUCGCCAACGUUCUGUUCAAUCAACUCAACCGGCAAGAGGAAGAGAUUUGUAAAUUAACUGUAAUUUACGGGUUAAAAUGGUAUUUCGGAACCGCUGUUUAUAAUUUGAAAAACAAGUAAUCGUUAAAGUUGUACUGAAUUUAAUAUAUUUCUAUACUGGUAUACGCGCGUGGCUACAUGUAACAUCCGAUGUGAUGACUUUUAAUUUUGAAUGUUUUGGGGUCUGCCACGCCAGAUCUUCCGCAUAACAAUAUUAGACAUUGACGGUGUCUUAUUAAAAUGUGGUCUUGUGGCCAGUCAGUCUUGUUCAGGUAUAUUACAAUUGUUAAGGGCAUGACUGCUUGGCAGAGUGCGUUAUAAAUGUUCCACAACAGGGAAGAAGACCUGACAGCAAAUGUGUUGGCUAUAAGGAAACGAUUGAAGAGCACAGAAAAGAGCUUGCAGAACUUAGGAGAAGAACUUAAGGACAACUCAAGCGAGCACUCAGACUACAGUUCCCAAUGUAGUUUUCCUGUUGGAUUAACGCUGGAAGACCUGGACUGGCCUGAUGAAGCAGAACCUUUAUCAAGCAGCCAACACAUCACAAGGAGCCGCAGAAUGGCUGAACACAAGAGGCCUUCGAACAGUGCUGGAGCCAACACCAGUUCCAGAGUAAGAGCCAAUGGCCAGGUGCAUUGCCACAAUUGCAUGACCUUGUCCUUUUCAGGUCUCUCCUCAUCCUCCAGGAUGAUAGAGCUGGAAAAUAAGAAACUGCGGAAGACGCUUAGUGUAAUCCAGGAAGAGAAUAACUCUCUGAUCUCAGAGAAUCAUCAGCUACUUACUGACCUGGAGUCUGUACAGUUUGAACUGACAGAUUCUAAAUCAAAGAUUCGGCUCCUGGAAUCAACCCUUACAUCUAAAGUUGUUAGUGUGCCAGAGCUGGAAGAUCAGAUCAUUGGCCUAGAGGCUGAAGUUGAAGCUCAAGAGAAUGCACUAAGAGAUGCAGAAGAGAAGCUGGAAGAGAGUCAUCAGACUGUGAAGACCAUGGAGAGAGCAAUGGAGAAGAUGAAGGAGGAACUGAGGAGAGUGAAAACUGAAUUCUCUGAGCAGUCUAGACUGGGGAAAAGAGCUGAACAACAAAGGAAUGAAGCCCUGAUUAACGCAGAAAAACUGACUGUAGCUUUUCAACAAAACAAAGACAUCUUUUCAGAAAAACUGAAGAAGCUCUGUGAAAAUGAAGGAAGACUAAAGAGCAAUCUGGUGCAGUGUGAAAGUGAACGAGAAGAGCUUCAGAAGAAAUGCUUUGCACUUGAGCAGGAAAUGGAGGGAAUGAGACGCCACAUUAGGAAACUAAAAGAAGGCUGCAGCAAAGAUCAAGUAACGUUGAGUAAUAUGGAGGCUGAAAAGACGGAGCUGUUAUCUGCCCUGACUGAAUCCAACCAGAAGAUUUCUAUACUAGAAUCAGAAUUGACAGCUAAAGAUAAGAUUCUAGAAGAAAAGGGCUCCUUGAAGAGGGAAAACCAGGAACUGAGAACUCUCACGACCCAGCAGAGUGAGAGACUGGUUGAGUGCCAGAGAGAAAUUGAAGAGACACAGUCUGAACUGGCCAGCCUGGAGUCCAUCUUGUCACAGUUAAAUAACAGAGAGGUGGAAGUUGGAACAAUAAAUACAAAAUCCAGCAGUUCAAACCAUUCACUGUCUUCAAGUCUGGGCAACAGCAGUGAACAAACAAAAGCACUGGUUCAGGACCUCAGGCUGCAGCUGUCUGAGAAGGAAGCAGAGAUUCAGAAGCUUCAGGCAAAGGCAGCUCAGCACCUCUCUCAGAUGAGCCAGGGAAGCACAAGCAGCACUCAGACAGAGCUGUCGAGUAUGAAGCCAGCAGAGAAAAAGUACCAGCAGCUGCAGCCCCUGAUCCUUGGUCUUGAGGAGGAGAAGAGGAGACAGGAGAGUCAGAUCAGGAAGCUGCAGUCCCAGCUGGUGGAGGCAGAAGCUGAGAUCUGCUCCCUGCAGACCCGUAUGGAUCAGCGAACCAGUCAGUUUCAGGAGAUUCAGAACGAGCUGCUGGACAAGGCAGCCGAGGCAAACAAACUGGAGCGAGAGAUGAAGAAGAGAAAUUCUCAGCUUUUAGCAGUGGAAAAGCAACUAGCAGAGAAGUCCAGUGCAUACUCCACUGCAGUAUCGAGAACUUCUGAUCUGGAGCUGGAGCUGAUGGAAAACAACAACCAAAUUCAAAGCUUGAAAAGGAUUUUAAAAAAGGAACAGAAGGAUGCUCUGUUGGCAGGUGAAAAUGCCCAAACACUUCACAUUGAACAAUGUAAAGAACUGGAGGGCAAGAUUGAAAUGCUCCAGAGUGAUGUUGAGCAGAAGCAGCUGAAACUGAAAGAGCAGGCCAGAAUGCUGUCCAUUCUGCAGCAGGACAGCGAGGCCAAGCACCGAAGAGUAGAGUCCCUGCAAUCAGCGCUGGCACAGACCCGACAGGAGCUGGAAAUAAAAACUAAAAGGAAUGAUGAAGCAUUCCGGGAUUUCCAGGACCAAGCUGAACAAGCAGCAGAGAAGAUUAGGUACCUUGAGGCAGCACUGUCAACUUGCAAAGAUGAAUUAAAGUUCUACCUGCGGGAAGUGGAAGACCACAAGGAGCAUUUUGAGAUGCAGCUACAGAAGAAGUCUGAAGAGGUCCAUCUCCUGCAGAAAGAGAUGAAGUGCAGCAUGCUGACCCUGCAGGAGACCAGCGAACAGAACAUGCUCCUACAGCAGACCCUCCAGCAGCAGCAGCAGAUGUUACAGCAGGGGAGCGGCCGGAUCGGCGAGCUGGAGGACAGCCAGGCGGAGCUCGAGAGACAGGUCUCCAAAUUAGAGCAGGAACUUCAGAAGCAGAAGCAGGCCGCGAAGGAAGAGCUGGGGAACACAGAAGAGAAGCUUCGGAAAGUCUGUCAGGAAUCUGAAGAUAAAGAAAGGCAGAUGAAGAUGGAGAUGGAUGACUGCAGGAACAAGCUGACGGAGGUGGAGAAGGAGCUCCUGAAGCUGAGAAGAGACAGCAACACCAAGGCCAGCCAGCUCGACCUGCUUGAGUGUACCCUGCAUGAAACACAGGGACAGCUGGACAAGAAGUCUGAUCUCGUGGUAGACCUGGAGGAGAAGCUUCAUCGCAGUGAGGCUGACCGGCGCAACUCCCUGCAGAGGACCCAGCUGCUGGAGGCCCAGCUGAUGAAGGUGCGAGGGGAGCUGGUGGACACCAUGGGGCAGCUCCAGGAGCUGAGCGACAUGCUGCAGAAGACGCAGCUCUCCGUCGGGGAGAAGGAAGCAGCCAUUGAGAAGCUCGCCACAGAGCUGAGGGAGUGUAAGGGUGAGUUGGAAGACAGAAACAACGAGCUUCUAGACAUGGAUCAGGCGCUGAAGGAGAGGCAGUGGGAACUCAAACAGAGAGCUGGCCAGAUUACAAAGCUGGACGUGACAGUCCGUGACCACAAAAAUGAAAUGGAGCAGAAAAUCAUUGGAUUAGAAGCCGAGGUUAAAGAGGGCCAGAAACUGAUUGAGAGCUUAGAGGAGAAGCUACAGUUCGCAAAGAAGCAACUCCAGGAGAAACACAUGUUUGAAAAGGACUCUCUGGAGCUGACCCGCGAUCAGCUUCAGCGCACCCAGCUGGAGCUGCAGGAGGCUCGCAGGCAGGGGGGCCAGCUCGUCCAGGAGCUGGACAAGACCAACCAGGAAAAGGUUGGUCUGCUCGAUGAGAUACAAGAACUUAUCAAGACCCACCUCCGAGAGAAAAACAAAUUUGAAAUGGAAGCUCUGGAGCUGGAGAAGCAGGUCAGGCUGGCCCGGGAGCAGCUGCAGCACACCCACCUGGAGCUGCAGGAGGCUGGCAGGCAAGGAGAACGGCUUGCCCAAGAGCUCGACGAGACCAUCCAGCUCUCCCAGGAGAAGGAGGUCAAUACAAUACGAUUAGCAGAAGAGCUGGGAGCCACACAGGCCCGGUCCAGGCAGGUAGAAGUACAAAUGCAGGCGAAGCUGAAGGCACUGCAGGAAGAGAUGGAGCAAUUACAAGAGGCCCACAGGCAGGAGCUCUUAGGACUGCAGGAAAGCCAAGCCAAGUUGCUGAUGUCCACUGGCACACUCUCCAGCAGUCUCAAAAGCACUCAGGAUAACCUGAAUGAGCGGCUGCAUGAGAUUAAGAGGGAGCUGGAAGAGGCUGAGAGAAACAUUCUUAAUCUACAGGCAGAACUGCACAUCCGAGACGGGGUGAUCCAGGCUGCGAAUGAAGCUCUGGUUAUUAAAGAAUCAGAAGUAGCAAGAUUACAAGCCAAAAUCUCCAGUUAUGAAAGAACAGUGGGACUGCAGAACACUUCCAGUCUUUCAAUGCUGUCUUUUGUGGGGCAGUCUAAUGCACAUGUCAAUGAAUCGGUAAUGCAAACCCAGUCAAGCUUCAGGGACCUUCGUCAAUCCAGAAGUGCUUCCGAUACCAAUCCUCAUUGUUCAGACACUGAUUCCCUGGACCUUCCAAGGAGUAUAGCAGACAGCCUUGAAAACUCAAUUAUGCCGCUCAUGAAAUCUAACAAAGGAUUGCAGGGCAGCAUUGAAAAUGAUGGCACUUGCAUUCAGGAUGAAUCCUCUUUUAAUCCUCUGACUUACACAGUGGCUGAUGAGACUCUGAUAGACUCUGAUGUGUCUGAUAGUGGUAAGCCUGACCUGGACACUUUAAGUGGCAUGUUAAGGUUUAUCAACAAUGAGAUGACUGAGCCAGCCUCGUUUCACAGAUCAGCAGUUUUGCCUGGGCUGAAGCAGAUCACUGAUCACCAGAAGAAGAAAAAAAGAGCAUCCACAGGGAAAUCCUAAGAGAAAUUCUUUUUCAUAGGAAUUUUCAUAAAGCACCAGUGACAAGGGCAGUGGUGUGAAAGCCACUGAGACGAUAAUGCUAACAAAAUCCAGGAGCCGUCUUGCAUCACCUUCAAGGAGGCUUACAGAACGAGAAGAAGCGCUGUGUACAACAAAAAGUCAACCAGAGGCACAGUGACGCUGCUGCUUUCAUAACUGAAUACAUUUGAAUUGAUUCUGUAUUUCUGAUUGAUUUAUUUAUUAGCCGUCAAAAAAUAAUAAUCAUUUUUAAAUUAAAAUACAUUUCAAUAAAGAGCAAUCAUUUAACAAAAUAAAACGGGUAUUAAACCAUUCAAAACAAUACAAUUAGUUAACUUCUUCUUUUGCACUUCUUCUUUUGAUUAUCAGUAUGG
This is a messenger RNA of Acipenser ruthenus (sterlet), 5219 nucleotides long. Its product is annotated as coiled-coil domain-containing protein 18-like. Bases 379 to 4827 code for a protein of 1482 amino acids. The record is from RefSeq and is a predicted model, not a curated record. The transcript is spliced from 32 exons. Lineage: Eukaryota; Metazoa; Chordata; Actinopteri; Acipenseriformes; Acipenseridae.